Molecule: messenger RNA, 750 nt
Organism: Acyrthosiphon pisum (pea aphid)
Lineage: Eukaryota; Metazoa; Arthropoda; Insecta; Hemiptera; Aphididae
Product: putative zinc finger protein 840
Exons: 2
Coding region: 243-617 (124 amino acids)
Source: RefSeq, a predicted model, not a curated record
UAUUGUUACAUACAUACGCUUGUCUUUGUAAAACAAUUUUUUUCUGAUUCAUUACAUACCUUAGUUAUUAGUGGUUAAUGUAUAGAACUUUUUAUACAAAUAAAUAAAUAACUACAUUAUUUUGUGUUUAUAGGUACUAUUUGUGAUUGCUAUACUUGCCCUCAAUGUGGUAAAGUUUACAAAUAUCAAAGUAGUCUGAGCUUGCACUUGAAAUUUAGGUGUGGCGUUGAACCAAAAUUUAAAUGUCAAGAUUGUAUGAAAAGAUUUGCUUUAAAACAUCAUUGGAGAAGACAUAUGAUUUCAAUAAUAUGUUUAACGGGCAUGAUUAUAUAUGUAAAAAGUGUGGCAAGAUGUAUAUGCAUAGAGGGAGUCUUCAAAGACAUUCAAAAUUUGAAUGUGGAAUAACUCCAAAAUUUGGCUGUGGCUUUUGUGGAAGGAAAUUUUCUCAAAGAUCUAACUUAAGCAGGCACAUGGCCGAUAUACAUAGGAAUUCUUUCAAAGAAUUUAACAAUAAGCGUUUGGUAUUUUGCAUUAUUUUCUAUAAAAAUUAUCUCAUAAUAUUGCAUUAUAUGAAUGUUAGUAUUUGUUGUAUUGUAUCUACAGGAAUCCAGAGAUGAAGGUGAUUUAAUAUUGCAAGUCAGUAACCAAAACACCAUGUAAAAUACAUAAACCUCAGUUAUUAAACUUAACUUAGUUUUUAUUAUUUUAUUUUAUUUACCAUCUUAUUAUUUGCCAAAAAUUAUUUUUACA